UCCGCGAGCCACUUCCUUUUCUUUCCGGGGCGCGCGGCGGCAAGAUGGCGGUGCAAAUUUCCAAGAAGAGGAAGUUUGUCGCUGAUGGCAUCUUUAAAGCUGAACUGAAUGAGUUCCUUACUCGGGAGCUGGCUGAAGAUGGCUACUCUGGGGUUGAGGUUCGAGUUACACCAACCAGGACAGAAAUCAUUAUCUUGGCCACCAGGACGCAGAACGUUCUUGGUGAGAAGGGCCGGCGGAUCCGGGAAUUGACUGCUGUGGUUCAGAAGAGGUUUGGUUUCCCUGAGGGCAGUGUAGAGCUUUAUGCCGAAAAGGUGGCCACAAGAGGUCUGUGUGCUAUUGCCCAGGCAGAAUCUCUGCGUUACAAACUCCUAGGAGGCCUUGCUGUGCGGAGGGCCUGCUAUGGUGUGCUGCGGUUCAUCAUGGAGAGUGGGGCCAAAGGCUGUGAGGUCGUGGUAUCUGGGAAACUCCGAGGACAGAGGGCUAAAUCCAUGAAGUUUGUGGAUGGCCUGAUGAUUCACAGUGGGGACCCUGUUAACUACUACGUUGAUACUGCUGUGCGCCAUGUUCUGCUCAGACAGGGUGUGCUGGGCAUCAAAGUGAAGAUCAUGCUUCCCUGGGAUCCAAGUGGUAAGAUUGGCCCUAAGAAGCCCCUGCCGGAUCAUGUGAGCAUUGUGGAACCCAAAGACGAGAUACUGCCCACCACGCCCAUCUCGGAACAGAAGGGUGGGAAGCCAGAGCCGCCUGCUAUGCCGCAGCCGGUACCCACCGCGUAACAGGAUCUCUUUGGCAGCUGGAUCUGGAGACUAUUUUAAUCUGUAAAGACCUUUAAUAAAAUCUUUGAGAAAGA
Messenger RNA from Neomonachus schauinslandi (Hawaiian monk seal), 850 nucleotides. It is a transcript of the gene RPS3, whose product is annotated as ribosomal protein S3. Gene Ontology annotation, molecular function: RNA binding; structural constituent of ribosome. The record is from RefSeq and is a predicted model, not a curated record. The transcript has 7 exons. Lineage: Eukaryota; Metazoa; Chordata; Mammalia; Carnivora; Phocidae. The coding region runs from base 45 to 776 and encodes 243 amino acids. Gene Ontology annotation, biological process: translation; positive regulation of apoptotic signaling pathway. Gene Ontology annotation, cellular component: cytosolic small ribosomal subunit; nucleus.